Messenger RNA from Cynocephalus volans (Philippine flying lemur), 1020 nucleotides. RefSeq names its product peptidylprolyl isomerase like 6 (gene PPIL6). The transcript has 9 exons. Gene Ontology annotation, biological process: protein peptidyl-prolyl isomerization. The coding region runs from base 1 to 1020 and encodes 339 amino acids. The record is from RefSeq and is a predicted model, not a curated record. NCBI's taxonomy places the organism in Eukaryota, Metazoa, Chordata, Mammalia, Dermoptera, Cynocephalidae. Gene Ontology annotation, molecular function: peptidyl-prolyl cis-trans isomerase activity.
AUGGCGAACCCGCAGCCGUGCCGGCCCAAGCCUGUCCAGUGCGGUUCGCAGCCGCCCCCCGAACGGCUGCAGCAAGUGACGGUGGUGGGGUUCUUCAAAAGCUCCAGCUUUCAGAUUGCGAAGAGCACCGCUGAGAGUCUGAAGAAUAAUUAUCCAUCCAAAUUUGAAGAACCUAUAAUAGUUCCUCUUCAAGAAUUUGCAUGGGAUCAAUAUCUACAGGAGAAAAAAAGGGAACUCAAGAGUGAAACCUGGGAAUAUUCUUCUCACGUGAUGUGUUUUGUUAACGAUCAGCUCUUGGGUGAUGCAUUUGAUCUUCAGACAUGGGCCCACAAGGUGUGGGAUAUAGUGGAUACUAAGCCCUCUGCACUUUAUGAGGCACUUACUUUGGACUAUUCCACUAAAUUCCUAAGAGACACCAAGCAUGAUUUUGUGUUCUUGGACAUCAGUAUUGAUAUUUCUCCAAUUGGAAGAUUGGUUUUUGAGCUAUACUGUGAUGCAUGUCCCAAAACAUGUAAAAAUUUUCAGGUCUUGUGCACAGGAAAAGCAGGAUAUUCUCAAAGUGGCAUAAAGCUACAUUACAAAGGUUCAAUUUUUCAUCGAAUAGUUCGGAAUGGUUGGAUACAAGGAGGAGAUAUAGUAGCUGGAAAAGGAGAUAAUGGAGAGUCAAUUUAUGGACCAACAUUUGAAGAGCUUCAAGGGAGCUUGGAAAGAAUUGUAAAGAGGCAGAAGGAAAGAAGGGGAGUUGGAAAGAUUGAGAAGUACAGAGAAGUGGAUGAAAACUUUUCAAUUCCUCAUAAUAAAAGAGGAGUUCUUGGAAUGGUCAACAAAGGCCGUCACAGCAAUGGGUCACAAUUCUAUAUCACACUACAAGCAACUCCCUAUCUAGAUAGAAAAUAUGUGGCUUUUGGGCAAUUGAUUGAAGGAACAGAAGUUCUUAAACAAAUAGAAUUAGUUUCAACAAAGAAUGAAAGACCGUUACAUUUAUGUAGAAUUACUGACAGUGGAGAUCUUUAUGCCUGA